Messenger RNA from Anopheles stephensi (Asian malaria mosquito), 944 nucleotides. Its product is annotated as zinc finger protein 512B-like. The transcript has 2 exons. The record is from RefSeq and is a predicted model, not a curated record. Lineage: Eukaryota; Metazoa; Arthropoda; Insecta; Diptera; Culicidae. The coding region runs from base 265 to 834 and encodes 189 amino acids.
AAAAAUAUUUAUUACUGAUUUGACGUACAUGAUUUUAUUAAAUUUUUUAUUUUAUUAAAAAUGCCAUAAUAAUUAACAAACUUAAAAAAUGAUGAUUUAAAGUGUUGAACUAAGCAAGGUCAAUUCCGCACAGUUGGUGGUGUCAUGAAAGUGAGGGUCAAAGGAAAAGCGAUCGGUUCAGUAUAAAAGCCAACCAUUGAACCGAAAGUGAUCAUCAGUAAACGUUCAGCGAUCGAGUGAGCUCCAUCGAAACCAAGCCUAAACAUGAAGGUUUUCAUCGUCCUGUCGGCCGUAUUGGCCCUUGCCCUUUGCAACAGCGAGCUAGAGGCAAACAAGAAGGAUAAGCGCGGCAUCGUCGAGCUGAACAACGGCUACGACCAAUAUUACGGAGGACAAGAUCUGUACUACGGAAACGAUUACCAACACCAGGUGACGAACCAUGUCACGGUGACGAAGAAGGUUGCCGUCCCAUACCCGGUGGCCGUUGAGAAGCAGGUCCCAGUCGCUGUGAAGGUUCCGGUCCCGGUGCACGUAGAAAAGCAGGUUCCGGUCGUCGUUGAGAAGAAGGUCCCGGUGUACAUCGAGAAGAAGGUUCCGGUGCAUGUCGACCGUCCCUAUCCCGUCCCACUGAAGGUUCCGGUAAAGGUUCCGGUCUACCACAAGCAGGUUGUGGAGGUGGCCAAACCUUACCCAGUCCCGGUCGAGAAGUCGUACCCGGUGUACGUGAAAGAGCCACACUACGUCCACAAGGCGGUUCCUUCGUCGGUGUACGAGCACGAAUCCACUGUCUACAGCAGCCCGGUCUCCUACGAGCAUAAGGCCCUGUGGGGUUAAUCCCGAACAAAGGAUCAUAAAGUCCUUUUUUCAAAGCUUUUAUCGACCUCUCUGCACCAAAUGGCCAAUAUAUUCAUGUACAUAAAUACAUAUAAUCUUAAUCUAAUUUA